Molecule: messenger RNA, 234 nt
Organism: Grosmannia clavigera kw1407
Lineage: Eukaryota; Fungi; Ascomycota; Sordariomycetes; Ophiostomatales; Ophiostomataceae
Exons: 2
Coding region: 1-234 (77 amino acids)
Source: RefSeq, a predicted model, not a curated record
AUGCGAACGGAGCCAGAGACUGAUUUUCAGAGCGAGUACCCGGCCGCCAUCGAGGAUAUCGUCAGCGUGGUGGAUCAGCACUAUGAUUCUAGCGCCAAGUCUACUGAGCAGAACCUGUACCUCCCCAUCCACAAGCUGAACACGCUAGACGUGUUUGCUACUUCGAACCUCGGUGAUCUAACGGGUUCGUCAGGAGCCGUGCGUAAUCUCUUCUCGUACGGCCGGCCACUCUAG